AUGUUUCAGCAACCAUUUUAUCCUCGUCAACAAGCUUUUCCUAAUAAUCGGGGUCCAACAAAUCAUUUUAUGCCAUCUCGUCCAUUCGUGUAUCGUCCUAAUGGUCCUAUACUCAAUCAAAGUACACAUAAUUUUAAUUUUACACGUGAUUUUGAACGUUUUCCAAUGUUCAAUCAUGGUUUUACUUCAAUACCAACAGGAAAUCAUCCAUUCUGUGAUCCUAGUAAUCAACAAUUUGAACAACAACGAUGGAGACAAAAUACGCCUCGUGCUCAACAACAACAGCAACAGCAAAAUCGUCGAGCAUCAGCUUUUCAUUUUCGAGAUAAAUCAACAUCGUACUUUAUGACUGAUCCAAUUAUAACUAAGGAUGAUCGUAUAACCAUUCAAUUUACAAAGGUUCAUAUUGGACCAAAUGGUGAUCAACAACGUGUAUUUGUUGAACAAGAAUUUAGUAACGAAAAGGAAUUAAAUAGAUUUGUUCGAAAUUUAAGGCAUAAUUUCGAAAAAACAUAUAAUAAUUGUUCAUCAGAUCAGAAUAGUACUAAUACAGAUGAAAGUAAUUGUACAGAUAACAAAAAGCCAGGUGUUGUUGUCAUUGAAGAACCCGACGAAGAACCUAAAAUUUAUCAACAACAAGUUUAUAAUGCAAAUAUUGAAACAAAACGAGCUACAGCAUCUAUAAUUACUCCACCAAUAUCACCACCAACAAUGGAAUCUGUACCUCAACCAACACUUGAAGAUUAUUCUCAAUCAUCAAUUCGUGAACAUCGUCGUGCACAAAAUAUAUCGCCAUCAAUUUCUCAAAUAUCAUCAGUAUCAACAGCACGUUCACAUCGACGUCAUAAAAAUAAAAUGAAAUAUCGUCGACAACAUAUCGAUAAUCGAGAAGAACCAAAAUUAUCACAACGACUUUCAAGAUCAAGUUUUGCACGUCAAUAUCCAUCCACACCAGUUCCACCACGUUUUCAACAAAGAUUUUUUCCUAGAGAUAAUGAUCCUCGGAUGAAAAAUCCUUUUACUAUACCAACAAAUCCAAAUUUUCAAUGGAAAUUCAAUCAACCAGGAUUUUCAAAAACUCGUUCACGUUCAUAUAUGCCACCGAUGAAUGAUCAUUUUUCAGUUCCACCACCAACACCACCACGUUUUCAACGUCCAAUGAAUCCAUUUGUUCAAUCAAUGCAUUCAUCAAAAUUUGCUCAACAUCGUCAUAAAGAUUUUCAUCUACCACCAUCACCUUCAAAGAUUCAUCGUUCACAACGUCGAAAACCUAAUCAACCAACAACAAUAACAGAAAAUCAUAUCUAUCCACAUCAUGAACAACAACAACCACGUGUCCAACGUACAAAAUCAGAAUGUCGAACUUUUGAAAAACAACAACAACAACGUCAUAGAAGUCGAAGUUCAACAAAUCAUUUUCAAAAUUUUUCUCCAUUACAACAACCACCUAUUAUUCAAAGGCAUUUUACACCAUUUCGUUCACCACCUGUUGUAUUACCAUCAGUAAAUAUGACAACAACAUCACUUUUUCAUCCAAAUCAAAGAAGACAAUUUGGGCAUAUGCAAACACAAAUACGUUUAAUAAAUCCUUUUCGUUUAAGUACAAAUCGUUUUUAG
Messenger RNA from Rotaria sp. Silwood1, 1617 nucleotides. NCBI's taxonomy places the organism in Eukaryota, Metazoa, Rotifera, Eurotatoria, Philodinida, Philodinidae. The record is from the annotation of a GenBank genome assembly.